AUGAAUGGCAACUCUUCGUCAAAACGCCGAAAUCGCAGGGAGCGGGUGCGAGUAACGCGUGCUUGUGAUCUCUGCAAAAAGAAGAAGCUGCGUUGUUCAGGCACAUUACCUUGCGUUCUGUGUCAACGCUCCAAUUCAACCUGUGAAUAUACUGCUGGCUACACGAGGGGACGGCUGCCGCCAGUCCCUGUCUCAGCGAGCCACCGAUUCGUAGACAACGACAAUGUGUUGGGACAGCAGACAACGCCAGCUGAUGAGAACGGAUCAACCUCACCAGUUGCGCCACCAAUAACAAACACUGAUGAAGGCAGCCAUUUGAUAGCACAACAUGCCAAUAAUAGAACUGUUGGCCCAUCAUCCCGCAACUCGCCGGAGCCUCAUCAAACUGAUUCCGAAGGUCACUACGUGGGUUCGUCCUCCGGCGUCUCAUUUCUCAUUCGAGCACAGAGAAGACUGCAUCAGCAACACAUCUCAUUUCCUCCAAAUACGUCCAUCUUCAGUUUUGGUGAUGCGCCACUACCGAAAUACGAUCCCUUGUGCUUGGUAGUACCUUCCAAAUCUCAGGCUAAGGCGUUAUUGGAUAGGUAUUUCGCAUUUGCUUUUCCUACACAUCGGUUCUUGCACCAAAAGCAAGCCGAGUCCUGGCUGGAACAAUUCUAUGUCGACCUCAACCAGCCGCAAUCAAAUAAUCAUGGAGUGAAAGACAUCAAAGCCCUGGUAUUUAUGAUAUUUGCGCAAGCAAAGCAGUCCCUGCCUGAGUCUGAUCCUUGUGGCGUCAAUUCAGCUGAUAGUGCGGUUUUCUUUGCAGCUGCUGAAUACCAUCUAGCUGCAGAGACAGGACCUGCACGUCUGACAAGUGUGCAAGCACGACUAGCUCAGUGCUUCUAUCUGUUGUCCGAAUCUCGAAUCAAUCACUGUUGGAGUCUUUUCGGAAUCACAGCCCGACUUGCUAUUGCAAUUGGCCUGCAUCGAGCACGUCGUCGAGAAUUUGGUGGUAGUAUGGACCUUAUUGAACAGGAGUGUCGCAAACGGGUGUUUUGGAGUGCAUACAGCUUGGACAACUAUUUGAGCGCAGCUCUAGGUCGGCCACGAAUUUUCCAUGACGAUGAAUUUGAUCAGGAUCUCCCCUUGAUAGUCAACGACAGUCAGAUAACUACUCAUGAAAUUCUUCCCGCCUUGACAAAUGCACAAAGUAUCAUGCUGGCUCCUGUCUAUCAUGCCAAGCUGUCCACUAUCAUCAGCAGUAUUUUGCGUGAUUUGUACGGCAUCCAAAGAGCCGGUCGGGAGAAAGAGGUGUCAGCUGCUGCUCAUCGGGAAGCUGAGCUGAGAGAAUGGCGCCAUGAAUUAUCUGGUUUCUUGGACUCACCUAAUGUCGACUUAUUGAUGCUUACUUAUCAGCGCCAAUACACGGUGUUGAAUCUAGCUUUCUAUCAUGCUCAGAUCUUGUUGUAUCGUCCAUUUGUUCUCAAGAAUCUGUCAAUGCCGGCAGAUAAUAUGUCCAAUAGGGAAGAUGAUCAACUAUACGGGGCAAUUGAUCGAUAUAUUCGGCAGUGUCUAGAGGCUGCAACUGAAGUCGCUUCGAUUGUUCGUAAUCUGUGCGAGCAGGGUGGACUGUACCACAAUUUCUGGUUUACUCAUUACUACGCUUUUUCCGCUAUUGCAGUGCUGUAUGUUCACUUCAUUCAUAUGUGUUCACAAGCCGUCAAUAUUGAGCAGUAUUCUUAUUACUUCCAAAUCGGUGAACAAGCGCAGAAAGACCUGGGAACCUGCAGUGAGCGAUCCCCCUCUGUUCGGCGGUACCUUGUCGUUCUAGAAGAACUCCGAGAAGAGGCAAAGAAAGCUACGAAGAGAUGUCAUCAAGCGCUGGGGAUUACUUUUCCUAUCUCGGAACCACAGCAUGUCACCUUUGCCGACAACAUCCUAAGAGAUGAUCAAAGAAUGAACGAUAAUAGGCAGCUCAACAUUCCAGAUAUCAUUUCUAAUCAGGAUGCGGUGCAGCUGAUGACAUUGUCUCAGGUCCAAUCGGAUCAAUCCGGUUUGAUCACUGGUUCUAAAGAUGAAGCUUACGCGGACUCCGACAUUCCUAAUCUGGCGGCUUGGGGUGACCUUGAUUCGUUGGCCUUUACUGGACUCGGAGAGCUGGACUUCACCUUCCCUUCAGAGCUCUUACCGCCGGCCUAA
This is a messenger RNA of Talaromyces amestolkiae, 2181 nucleotides long. RefSeq lists its product as uncharacterized. NCBI's taxonomy places the organism in Eukaryota, Fungi, Ascomycota, Eurotiomycetes, Eurotiales, Trichocomaceae. Gene Ontology annotation, molecular function: sequence-specific DNA binding; zinc ion binding; DNA-binding transcription factor activity, RNA polymerase II-specific. Gene Ontology annotation, biological process: DNA-templated transcription; positive regulation of transcription by RNA polymerase II. The record is from RefSeq and is a predicted model, not a curated record. Gene Ontology annotation, cellular component: nucleus. Bases 1 to 2181 code for a protein of 726 amino acids. The transcript has 4 exons.